Oncorhynchus masou masou (cherry salmon) is the source of this 1801-nucleotide messenger RNA. Its product is annotated as gamma-aminobutyric acid receptor subunit gamma-3. NCBI's taxonomy places the organism in Eukaryota, Metazoa, Chordata, Actinopteri, Salmoniformes, Salmonidae. Gene Ontology annotation, molecular function: benzodiazepine receptor activity; GABA-A receptor activity; GABA-gated chloride ion channel activity. The transcript is spliced from 10 exons. Gene Ontology annotation, biological process: regulation of postsynaptic membrane potential; chloride transmembrane transport; nervous system process. Gene Ontology annotation, cellular component: synapse; plasma membrane; postsynapse. The coding region runs from base 419 to 1801 and encodes 460 amino acids. The record is from RefSeq and is a predicted model, not a curated record.
CCGAUGUGUAUGUGUGUGUGUGUGUGUUGAGGGCAGAUAUUGAAGAUAGCAGCCGCAAGUGGAGCAACUUUAAUGAGGACUAGGAAGAGAUAGUCUAUUAUCUGAAACAAUUCAUGAACGAUGCUGUGAAAUUCAUUUUUAAAAACCCCGGGCACCUGCCUAUGGCGGAUUUCGUAUUUCACAUUGGAUUAUUAACUUUCUCUUCGAUUUAUGCGCGAAGCGCACGUUGGUAUAUCUAAAUCCGGAAGAAAGGAGAGGAGUAGAGGACUAUACCGGGGACGGUGUUUUCCUUUCCACUCUGUGUAGAGGAAUAAAGGACUAUAGCGGGGUGUUUUUCUUUCCACUCUGUUUCCUCUCUGAGCGCACUGUUCUGUCUCUGUGACACUCACAUUCAACUCGUAAGCAUCUUAAUUGAAACAUGUCAGGCAAAUUAUCGGUCUACCUCUUGCUUCUGACAGUCUUUCAUGCCUGUUCUCCAAAAAUGGAAUAUGAAGAAGAGUAUGAGGAUGUUACCAUGAACCAAAAGUUGGCUCCGAAGACGAUGGAGGCAGACACCACAGAGAUUCUGAACAAUUUACUCAAGGAAUACGAUAAGAAACUACGGCCAGAUAUUGGAGUUAAACCAACGGUCAUAGAUGUGGACAUCUAUGUGAACAGCAUUGGACCGGUGUCAUCCAUAGAUAUGGAAUACCAGAUCGACAUCAUCUUUGCCCAGACGUGGACAGACAGCAGGUUGAGCUACAACAGCACCAUGAAUAUCCUGACCCUGAACAGCAACAUGGUGGGACUCAUCUGGCUCCCCGACACCAUCUUCAGGAAUUCCAAGAACGCUGACUCCCAUUGGAUUACAACACCCAAUCAGCUGCUCAGGAUAUGGAGCGACGGGAAGAUACUCUACACGCUAAGGCUGACCAUAAAUGCAGAGUGCCAGUUACAGCUGCAUAACUUCCCCAUGGACGAACACUCCUGCCCACUCAUCUUCUCCAGCUAUGGCUACCCCAGAGACGAGAUGAUUUACAAGUGGAGGAAGAACUCUGUGGAGACAUCCGACCAGAGGUCCUGGAGACUCUAUCAGUUUGACUUCAUGGGACUACGCAACACCUCACACAUAGUCAAGACAACAGCAGGUGAUUACAUAGUGAUGACAGUGUUCUUUGACCUGAGCAGAAGGAUGGGCUACUUCACCAUCCAGACCUACAUCCCAUGUAUCCUCACCGUGGUGCUCUCCUGGGUCUCCUUCUGGAUCAAGAAAGACGCCACACCAGCCAGAACAGCUCUAGGGAUAACCACGGUGUUGACCAUGACCACUCUGAGCACAGUGGCAAGGACGUCACUUCCCAGGGUUUCCUACGUGACGGCCAUGGACCUCUUCGUCACUGUGUGUUUCCUGUUUGUGUUCGCUGCGUUGAUGGAGUAUGCCACACUCAACUACUAUUCAUACGGUGCCAGCCCAAGACCCAGACCACGGAACACCCAGAGAAUGGAACCUCUCCCGUAUAUUUUUACAUUUAACUACUCAGUGUUGGAAAUGGGACCUGCCCCUACGGUGAUCAAGUUGAACAACUCCACGUAUAACAACCUAUACUGGCAGGAAUUUGAGGACGCCUGUGUCUAUGAGUGCCUGGAAGGGAAGGACUGCCAGAGCUUCUUCUGCUGUUACGAUGAGUGUAGAGGAGGCGGAUGGAGGAAAGGACGCAUCCACAUAGAUAUCCUGGAGCUGGACGCUUAUUCCAGGGUCUUCUUCCCCACAUCCUUCAUUCUGUUUAAUGUAGUCUACUGGGUCAGCUAUCUGUACCUUUAG